AGUAUUCAGUCUCAAUUUAAAAAUAUCUAAUGUUGAGGCACGUCUGAGACUCUAUGACUAUCUUAGAGCAGCGUAAAAGCUAAAAUACGCUUCUUUGUUUUUAGUGUUUACCAAAAUGACUAGUUCUAAAGACCCAAGACUCCUGAUAGGCUCAGAUUGCUUAAGCAUAUCCAACAUCUAUGUUCCUAAUCUGUGUGGUGUUUUAUAGACAAGUAGGAGUACACUGAAGUCAAAUCUGUACCACAGAGCAAGUCAAUGUAGGGAUUUAAGAAUUAGGAAGAUGCGUUCCCUUCUCUAGUGAGAACGCGAGAGCUGUGUUUUGUAUCAGCUGAAGUUUCUUGUCUUUUUGGGAAGUCUGGUCAGGAGACCAUUACAGUAGUCAACCCUGCUAGAAAUAAAUGAAUGAAUGAAGUUUUGUUUUGACAGGCUGUAUGUCUAAGAUGAUAGAAUGAUGAUAGAUAUAGUAGAAUAAUAAGUAUAAAUGUACGUGUAUAAGCACUAUAAUCACUUCUUUUCAUAUUGAUACAAACCUGAACUAAAUUGAUUCACUGUCAAACAAGUCAUAUUGAAAUAUCAUGUACAUGAAAAAUAGCUUGAUAGCUCUAACAUUUUUCAUUCAGUUGGAGAUUUCUGGGACAAAACACACAUAAAAUGCAACUACUACCAUUUUACAUGUCCAGUUAACAGAAAAAAAUAAAGCAUCAAACCAAUUACAUGAGAUUCCACAGUACAGCAAUUCUGACAUCUGCUGGAGAUCUCAGUCUUUACUUCUAUGUUCUCUGUUGUUUUGUAAGUGGCUGUUAAUCAUACUGGUCUGUGUUUGUACUAAAUGGUAAGCUGGGAGGGUUUCUGCUUGACUGCAACUGAAAACUGGUUUGUGUUUGUCUAUGUGGUUCUCUGUGUACAAUUCAACAGGUAUUCCGCCAUAGAGUGACACAGAGUUAGCGACAUAGUCCUUGUGAUGUCACCUGAAAAGAACAUUCUGGCCCUUAUGUUGUAAUUUUGUUGUAUAAUAUUCAGAAAAGCCAAAUAUACUCUUUGGCUUACUCUGUAUACUGCACUUUCUAAAGUUAUUCUCACAUAAGUCACUGAAAAAGUAAGAACCACCAGCAGAGGUUAAGCUAAGUUGUUUGGGUAUCAUGUCAAAAAACUGUUCCUUGUCUUACUUUUGUUUGCUGAGAGUAAUUAUCUACACCAUGUAAACUUUAAACGCCCUGAAAACAGUUUGCAUUGAAUUAGUGCCAAAAAACGUAUUGACUAAGUGCGGUAUCUUAUGUCGUACUUUGACUCAGCUGCAUUAUGAUACAGACAAAUUUUGCUGCUCCUGUGUGAAGGUGAUAUACAUCUUAGCUGCUUCAGUGAGUGCUGAAAACUCUACACAGCAUUUUUCUGCUUUGGUAAACACAAGAUUGAUAGAUAUUUGUGGCAGACACUAGUUAUAGAGGUUCCAGUUGUGACCUUUUGACAGAGUUUUUCAAAAGAAUGGAAAGGAAACUUCCAGAAGAUCAGGAAAAAUGUGUGUUGGCUCCAUGGAGAUUUUCUUGGCUGUCAAGUGGAUUUAAGAACAGGCUUGUGGCAGCGCUGGAACUUUAUGAACAUUUCCCAUUAGAUAUAGCUGUCACUGGAGGAACUACAUCAGCAAAUGCAAGGCUCGCUUCUGCUGUCUGUGGAUUGAAAGAUGAACAGGACACAGAAGAAGAAGAAGAAGAAGAAGAAGAGGAGGAAACCGAUGAAGACAGUGAUGAGCAAGGGGAUGAAGGUGAGGAAGAUGAUGGAUCAAGUAUUAACCUAUCUGCUAAGGUCUCUGUUGUGAGAAAAUCAGUUGUGAGAUUUAUAGAUGACUUUGCAGAAGACGGUCCUGACUCUACUCCAGUGCUUUUCCACCCUCAAAUCCCCAAUGUCCGCAUUUUGACAGUACAGGAAAGUUCUGAUCUUGCUCAGGACAGCUAUGAUGUAUUGGUGGUCCUCACGACAGAGUUGCACCAGGAAGACCAUAUGAAGCUCACCAUGGAGCAAUGUGAAAAGAAUAAGCCCUUGUAUCUGGUUAAAGCCGAGCAAGAAAUGGAUCUUGUCCGUGAAAAUCUGGCUGGACCCUGUAAGACCUGUGCAUGGGAACGAAUGAGAGCUCGCACUUUGGAGUUUCAGAAGAAACACAAGGCAGAAUUUGAAUCAGCAGAGAAUGCAGAGAAGCAACAGACUUCCCACGGUCCUCUUCCUCAACACCAAGGUAUUAAGCUCUGGGACCCUGAAGAAGUUGCAGGAGUUCUAGUGAAAGCUAUACCUGAAUUGCGCAAGAAGGCUUUCAGUCAGUUUUUGGUGGAUCUCACAAGAGAACUUAAAGGCCCGAAAAGAGAGAGUUAUGGCAGAGGAUCCCUGGUAAGCUCUGCUUUUAAAAACAGCAAGAUAAGCAAGGAAGACCUAGGCAGAAUCUCUGUGGUCUUUCAAUCCCAGGAUCUCACUGACCAACCGUCCAAACUGCUCUCCAUUUGCAACGCCCUUGAGUACUUUCGUCUGGAUGUGGGUGUAAUAGGGGAGACGGGUUGUGGCAGCUCCAGCCUCUUCAACACCCUCCUGGGUCUGAAGAAUGGGGACAAGGGAGCUUCCCCCAUUGGGGUCUUUGAAACCACAAAGAAGCCUGUGAUACAUCCAUACUCAGAAUACCACAAUGUUCUUCUGUGGGACCUCCCUGGCUUGGGAAGCGUGGAAGAUUUUAAGACUGCAUCUUCUGGCUCCACACUGCACCAAGUUCCUCCAAUACCUCCAAUACCUCCAUGUGAUGUCUACAUCCUGGUCUCACCCCUGAGGAUCAAUCUGGGGUACAUCCAACUAUUGAAGCACUUUUUGUCGCAAGGAAAAUCUUGCUAUCUUGUGCUGGCCAAGGCUGAUUUGAUUGAGGAGAAGUCAACUGAAGAAGUGAAGAGAUGGACUGAGGAGAUUUUGGAUAAGCUAGGUCUGAAACAGAAUGUCUAUCUGGUAUCUGCACUUCAUCCAGAGACCUUGGAUUUGCCCAAAAUGAGAAAGACAUUCAAUGAUGCACUAGAAAGCCAUAAGAGAGUUGCUCUGGCCAAUUAUGUGGCAAAACUACUGGAGCAGGAUGUGUUUUGGAAGAGGGCUGACCCUUGCAAAAUAAACUGACUUCAUGCAAUGAGUUGCUUUUACACCACUUUAAAAUUGAGGGCUCCAUGCAAAAUGUUGGUGCAUCAUAGUGUUUAACUAUAGUUAAUAUAGUUAAGUCUCUGCUGGACUGUAUAAAGAAAUGAAAUUCUAUUCAGUAAAACAAUUUGCUUAUCAUGAUGGGUGUGUGUGUUUGUACUGGCUCUUCCGGGUGUGUGUGUUUGUAAUAGAACUUCAGAAGAGCCUAUCUGACAUCUACAGUUUAGCUGUAGCAUUUACAAUUUUUCCCUCUUGCCAUGACAGUUUGAGAGACACCUGAAUCUGACUGGGCUCAACAGAAAAGAUCUCAGGAGAUCAUCAGGAGAUCAAGAGUUCAAAUCCACAACAAUGGCGCAUCCAUCCUUGCUUGGGAGCCAAGCGAGGAUAGUUGGUCAUGCUUUCUGGGUGGGAGGGAUGGCAUACUCUCUCCUCUGUGAAUCACAUAAACACUAGCCAAUUGUGGGUGUCUGUGAGAUCACAUGUCCGGCAAAGGGCAGAAAGCACGUUCCUCUGGAGUGUGUUUUGCUGCCCUGUGAUACAGCAUGGGCAGCAGUUUGAAAAGAUGCAGUUGGCAGAUUUCAUGCCUUUGAGGAAGCACAUGUUACACUCAGCUGUUUGAUUAUAAAUACAAACAUUUCUGCAGAUUGCAGUUAAAAAUCUGCUUAACCAAUUCACAUUUUAUCAUUUAUGGAAUAAGCCAUCCUAUCCACUGAUACGCUAGGGUAAGAUUCUGUUUUUUUUUUCUGCAUGCUAGGAUUUUCUUGUUGGCAAUGGUAGGGUCAAGUCACAAGUUUAUAUUAAUGCUCUCAUUCUAAUGCAUUAUUGUUUCUAUAGUAACAGC
Pangasianodon hypophthalmus (striped catfish) is the source of this 3994-nucleotide messenger RNA. RefSeq lists its product as uncharacterized. Lineage: Eukaryota; Metazoa; Chordata; Actinopteri; Siluriformes; Pangasiidae. Gene Ontology annotation, molecular function: GTP binding. The record is from RefSeq and is a predicted model, not a curated record. The transcript has 2 exons. Gene Ontology annotation, cellular component: membrane. Bases 1483 to 3135 code for a protein of 550 amino acids.